This is a messenger RNA of Alnus glutinosa, 1122 nucleotides long. RefSeq lists its product as uncharacterized. Bases 1 to 1122 code for a protein of 373 amino acids. The record is from RefSeq and is a predicted model, not a curated record. NCBI's taxonomy places the organism in Eukaryota, Viridiplantae, Streptophyta, Magnoliopsida, Fagales, Betulaceae. The transcript has 3 exons.
AUGGAAGAUGAUUUGUUAAUUUUUUCUGCUGCUUCUCUUAGCUCAGUGCAGGUCAUUAAAGAUGUGCUUGCUGACUUUGAAGAGCUCUCUGGGUUGAAGGCAAACCCCUCUAAGAGUUUGAUUUUUUUGGCUGGUGUGAACCCUUGUCUAAAACAGGAAAUUCUUGAGAUGGUGCACAUGCUUGAAGGGAUUUGCCUGGGUAGGAGCUUGUGGACAGUUCCUAUUCCUACUUCAUGCUCUUGGAGCUGGAAGAAAUUAUUGAAGAUCCGUGAGCUUGCAAAGAGAUUACUCAGAUUUAAAGUUGGAGAUGGUAUGAAGAUAUUUCUUUGGUUGGACAAUUGGCAUCCUACUGGAUACUUGUUGGACAGAUUUGGCUAUAGGGCCAUCUAUGAUUCUGGUUUUUCCAUUGAUGCUAAGCUGUCAAAUAUUAUUAGGAAUGAAGAUUGGUUUUGGCCUUCAGCUAGAUCUGAGGCUAUUGUUGAAAUACAGAGUAGCCUUCCUGAUAUUCAGCUUGGGGGAGAUGAUCUUCCUGUUUGGGAUUCCAGGAAUGGUAAGUACUCCUGUGCAGAAACUUGGGAGAAGCUAAGGAGUAGACAUCCGGUUGUGCCUUGGUGGAAGACUGUAUGGUUUCCCAUGGCUAUCCCGAGACAUUCAUUCUUCCUAUGGUUGGUUUUUAAGGAUGCAGUUGUCACUCGGAAUAAGAUGAGUGCCUGGGGGUAUUCCGGUCCGUGCCUUUGCUUAUUUUGUUAUGCUGCGCAAGAAAGUAGAGAACAUUUGUUCUUUCGGUGUAGCUUUAGUGGUCGGGUCUGGAAAGCUAUCAUGGGGGAUUGUUCUCUUGCUGUGCCGACUAAUUGGGAUGAGAUUGAAGAUUGGGGCCCUAAAAUGUUGAGGGGAAAAAGCUUGAAGAACUGCUUGGGUAGGCUCUGUUUUGUUGCAGUAGUAUAUCACCUAUGGAAGCAAAGAAAUGCUCUCUUGCAUGGAAAUAAUCCUCGUUCGGAGGAAGAUAUAUUGGCACAGAUACGAUGGGAGGUCAGAGCAAGGAUUAUGGCUCAAAAGAAUUUUCAAAAUUCAGAGUUGCAGAUGAAGCUAGUUGCCAAGUGGAAUCUUUUCUCUUGUCUGUAA